AUGCUCUGUAAUGAACAGCGCUUGAGAAUUGCAAAAAUACUACGCGACUUGAGUAAGCCUGGUUUUGGUAAUAGAAGCAUACUUCGACUUUUGGUCAUGAUAGCUACCGCGUAUUCGGUACACUCCGUGGGCUCCUACAUGGAAGCCAUGAAAAGUAUGGUGCAAGCAUCAGAAAAGUUUGGAGACAAGCUAAACUAUGCUCAAGGAUCCGAGAUAGAUUUAGAACAAUUAAGUGGGGAUGCUGAAUCUGCGCCGGGUUUAACGGUGCUCUCGCAAGAUCGUAAUAAUUGGGACGAUGUGUUUGACGAGUUCAGUCACGUGAGUUCGGAAAACUUAUUCAGGCUCAUAGGCGAUGGGAAUAAUAGGGUUGCCAAACGCGUCCUUUCUCGACUUUUGGAUAUGGCAAGCACUGCUAAGUCUCCCGAUGUCGAUAUGGAAAUCUUUUUGCAAUCCAUUUUUAUGGUCCUAAAUGUGGAGUCGCUCGACGUUGCGCAAAACGAUUUGUUCAAUCUUUUGGGUGAUGAAAAUAUCGAUUUCAUCUCAUUCGUCAUCCAAAAUAAGGCACAGAUUUUGAAAUACUCUGUCGAAGAUGUCUUGACUUUAGGCCAGCUGCCAGAUGGCCAAGAAAAAUUCAUGACUCAGCGCGAUAUACGGAACCAGGUUCUACAAAAUGCUCAAGAUGCUAAAAAUCAGGCCCUACUACCUGCUCAAUUCCAACAGGAAUAUCGUCACGUUUACAGAAAACACGAGGCAGGUUCGGGUUUAACACUGUCUUUCACGGGCCAAAAAUAUGCAUUGCCUGCGGGGAGUACGAGACAAUCAUAUCAAAUGUACGAGGAGAUUAUUAUACCGAAAGCAGAUCAAAGCGUUAAAAAUUCGGUACGAGUCAAAGAAAUAAGGGUUUCUGAAUUGGAUUUAAUCUGUCGAUCUGUAUUCACUUAUGAUACGCUUAACAAAAUUCAAUCGAUAGUGUUUCCGGUUGCUUAUGAUACCAAUGAAAACAUGUUGAUAUGUGCGCCAACAGGUGCUGGUAAAACAGAUAUUGCGCUUUUGACUAUUCUCAACAUUAUAAAACAAUAUUCGGAGAUUAAUGCAGAUGGCCAAAUAAAUAUUAACUUCGACUCAUUCAAAGUUGUCUAUGUUGCCCCGCUAAAAGCUUUGGCUGCUGAGAUUGUAGAGAAAUUUGGUAGAAAGUUGGCCAAGUUUGACGUCAAGGUCCGGGAGUUGACUGGCGACAUGCAAUUGACCAAGGCAGAAAUUUUGGAGACGCAAGUGAUUGUUACUACGCCCGAAAAAUGGGACGUGGUAACUCGUAAAGGGAAUGGAGACAAUGAUCUUGUUUCAAAAGUCAAACUGUUGAUCAUCGAUGAAGUGCAUUUACUUCAUGAGGAUAGAGGUUCAGUGAUAGAAACUCUGGUGGCCAGAACUUUGCGGCAGGUUGAAAGCUCACAGUCAAUGAUUAGAAUAUUAGGUCUUUCGGCCACAUUACCAAAUUUUAUGGACGUAGCUGACUUCUUGGGCGUGAAUAGACAAGUGGGCAUGUUUUACUUUGAUCAGUCAUUUAGACCCAAAGCCCUGGAACAGCAACUUCUCGGCUGUCGCGGAAAGGCCGGUAGCAGGCAAGCACGCGAAAAUAUAGACAAAACAGCUUACGAAAGGGUUAUUGAAAUGGUCCAGAAAGGCUCUCAGGUCAUGGUUUUUGUGCAUUCAAGAAAGGAAACUGUCAAGACUGCCCGAACUUUCAUUUCUAUGGCCCAGUCCAAUCAGGAAAUCGAAACCUUUUCGAACGAUUCACCAAUAAGAAACUCUUAUUCAAGAGCAAUGACUAAUAAUAAGGAGAAAGAUCUCAAAGAACUUUUCCAAUUUGGAUUCGGUGUUCACCACGCUGGUAUGUCUCGUUCCGACCGUAAUCUCUCUGAGCGACUGUUCAAAGAUGGUGCUAUCAAUGUUCUCGUUUGCACUGCAACAUUAGCUUGGGGUGUAAACCUUCCAGCAGACGUUGUUAUUAUCAAAGGGACACAAGUCUAUGAUUCCAAGAAAGGUGGGUUCUCUGAUUUGGGAAUAUCAGAUGUAAUUCAAAUUUUUGGACGUGCUGGUAGGCCUGGAUUUGGAUCAUCUCAUGGUAUCGGCAUUUUGUGUACUUCGAGCGAUCGCCUUGACGAUUAUGUGUCCCUGAUUACACAGCAGCAUCCAAUAGAAUCUAGACUAGGUUCCAAGCUUGUUGACAAUUUGAACGCCGAGAUCUCUUUAGGAACUGUAACCAAUGUCGAAGAAGGCAUUCAAUGGCUUGGUUACACUUACCUUUUCGUUCGAAUGCUCAAAAAUCCUUUGGUAUAUGGUAUUAAUUGGGAUGAAUUUAGAGAUGACCCACAACUGUAUGAAAAGCGAAGGGAUAUGAUAAUUAAAGCUGCGAGAAAAAUACACAGGCUCCAGAUGAUAGUGUUUGAUGAAGUCUCCAUGCACUUCACUCCAAAGGACUUGGGUCGCAUUGCUUCCGAUUUCUAUCUACUCAAUGAAAGUGUCGAGAUCUUCAAUCAACUUUGCAACCCGAGCGCUACGGAGGCUGAUGUUCUUGCAAUGAUCAGCAUGAGCUCUGAAUUUGAUAACAUAAAGUUUCGAGAAGAAGAGGCUGUUGAGCUCACACGCUUAUUGGAAGACUCUACAGAAUGCCAACUUGGAAGCGAGCUUGAGUCGGCCCAGGGUAAGACAAAUGUGCUUCUCCAAGCUUACAUUUCUAGAGCACGCAUUUUCGAUUCUGCCCUCGGCUCUGAUUCCAAUUAUGUUGCACAAAAUUCCGUUAGAAUUUGUAGAGCGCUAUUUUUGAUUGGCGUCAACAGAAGAUGGGGGGCUUUCAGUAAAGUGAUGCUUGACAUAUGCAAGUCUAUUGAAAGACGUCUUUGGUCUCACGAUCAUCCUCUUUGCCAGUUUGAUCUACCUGAAACUAUCCUAAGAAGAAUUAGAGAAAAGAACCCCACAAUGGAGCUUCUUCUAGAUAUGGAGUCCGAUGAACUGGCCGACUUGGUUAAUAACAAGAAACUUGGUCACAAGCUUUAUGGCGUAAUGAGUAGCUUCCCAUUAGUGAACAUCGAAGCUGAGAUUUUCCCGAUAACCACUAACGUUAUGAGAGUUCAUGUGAUUCUUGAACCCUCUUUCAAAUGGGAUGUGAGUAUUCAUGGAAAUGCGCAGUUUUUCUGGGUCUUCGUUGAAGAGUCUGAUAAAUCACAACUGCUCCAUUUUGAAAAGUUUAUUUUGGGCAGGAGGCAACUUAGCCACCCGCACGAGUUGGAUUUUAUGAUACCGCUCUCCGAUCCACUCCCUCCACAAGUUGUCGUUAAGGUUGUCUCUGAUUCUUGGAUUGGAGCUGAAUCAACUCAUCCUAUUUCCUUCCAGCACCUAAUUCGACCACACAACGAAACGCUGCAAACUAGACUGCAAAAAUUAAAUCCGUUACCGAGAACUGCACUAAACAACAAAUUAAUUGAGGAAAUCUACCCUUUUCGUUAUUUCAACCCGAUGCAGACAAUGACCUUCCAUACGCUCUAUCAUAGCAACAAUAGUGUUUUUGUUGGUUCGCCAACAGGUUCCGGUAAAACAGUUGCGGCGGAAUUGGCGAUGUGGCAUGCAUUUCGAAAGUUCCCUGGUAGUAAAAUUGUUUAUAUCGCGCCAAUGAAGGCUUUGGUUAGAGAAAGGGUCGAUGACUGGCGGAAAAGGAUAACACCUGUUACGGGUGACAAAGUGAUUGAAUUGACUGGAGACUCCAUUCCAAAUCCUCAGGACGUUCGAGAUGCAACUAUCAUCAUUACAACUCCCGAGAAAUUCGACGGUAUCUCUCGUAACUGGCAAACCAGAAAAUUUGUUCAGCAGGUUUCUUUGAUUAUAAUGGAUGAAAUUCAUUUGUUAGCUAGCGACAGAGGUCCCAUAUUGGAAAUGAUUGUGAGUCGUAUGAACUAUGUUUCCACUCGUACAAGCCAGCCGGUGCGUCUCUUGGGAAUAUCAACUGCUGUUUCUAAUGCUUAUGACAUGGCGGGAUGGUUAGGCGUCAAGGAUAAUGGCCUUUACAAUUUUUCAUCUAGCAUCAGACCUGUGCCAUUGAAAAUGUACAUUGAUGGAUUCCCUGAUAAUCUUGCAUUUUGUCCUCUCAUGAAGACCAUGAACAAACCUGCUUUUAUGGACAUCAAGCAGCACUCACCGAACAAGCCGGUUUUGAUUUUUGUUGCAUCGCGUAGACAGACAAGACUUACUGCCCUAGAUUUAAUUCAUCUGUGUGGUAUGGAAGAAAAUCCUCGCAGAUUUUUGAAUAUCGAGGAUGAAGGUGAGUUACAGUAUUAUAUUUCGCAGGUCACUGACGAUACAUUAAAAUUGUCGCUUCAAUUCGGCAUUGGUCUUCACCACGCGGGCCUGGUCGAGAAGGAUCGGUCUAUUUCCCACAAGCUUUUCCAAAGCAAUCGCAUUCAGGUUCUUGUUGCGACAUCCACGCUUGCAUGGGGUGUCAAUCUCCCUGCACAUCUGGUGAUUAUCAAAGGAACACAGUUUUUUGAUGCCAAGAUCGAAGGAUAUAGAGAUAUGGACUUGACUGAUAUUCUUCAAAUGAUGGGUAGAGCCGGUAGACCUGCGUACGACACAAGCGGUACCGCAAUCGUGUACACUCGACAAGCGAAAAAAAUGUUCUACAAGCAUUUCUUAAAUGUUGGGUUUCCUGUGGAGUCUUCGUUGCAUAAAGUUCUAGAUGAUCAUCUUGGUGCUGAGAUUGCGUCAGGAUCGAUAACAAAUAGGCAAGAAGCUAUGGAUUUUUUGAGUUGGACGUUUUUCUUCAGAAGAGCGCACCAUAAUCCAACUUAUUACGGUAUCACUGAAGAUACUACCCCGGCAGGCAUUAAUCAACAUUUAAGUGCAUUGAUUGACACAACUUUAAAAAGCUUAGAAGAAUCGCAAUGUGCGGUUUUACAUGGUGAUGAAAUUGAGGCAACCUCUUUCCUAAGCAUAUCCUCAUAUUACUACAUUUCGCAUAAGACUGUAAGGCUCGUCUUGCGCCAAAUAUAUGACGGCGCCACUUUCCGGGACGUUCUCAAAUGGCUUUCUCUAGCCAUAGAAUUCAAUGAGUUGCCGGUCAGAAAUGGUGAAAUAAUCAUGAAUGAGGAGAUGUCUGCACAAUCAAGAUAUAAUGUCGAGAGCACUUUCACUGGUGAGGAAGAACUCCCCAUGUGGGAUCCUCAUGUCAAGACUUUCCUACUUUUGCAAGCGCAUCUAAGCAGAGUGGACUUGCCAAUUGCCGAUUAUCAUCAGGACACGGUAUCGGUACUUGACCAGGCUCUGCGUAUUUUACAAGCAUAUGUGGAUAUUGCAAGCGAAUUGGGUUUCUAUCGAACGGUGAUGACAGUUAUCAAAGUAAUGCAAUGUGUCAAGCAGGGCUGCUGGUACGAAGACGAUCCUCUCACUACAUUACCCGGUGUGCCGCUCAAGAGACGCUCUGGACUCGAUUUCACAGAUCUAGGCUAUCCUACAGGUGCCGAUCAAAAAUCGACUUUAGAGGAACUAGGUUCCGCAGGCUUCAAGAAAUUGGAAGCCAUCGCCAGAAAGCUGAAUGUUGCUCAGGACAAAUUAAAAGAUUUUAAAAGAGAGGCUCAGCGGCUUCCUCUCUUGAAAGAGAUAGAAGUUGAACCGCAAUCUUCUCCAGAUAAAAUGAUUAUUUCUGCGAAGCAUGUCAAUUCUAAGUGCAGCAGAAACUUCGAAGUGUGGUGUGACAGAUUCCCCAAGACCCAGAAAGAGCUGUGGUUUGUCAUAGGAUACCAGGGAAAUGAGUUAAUGAUGAUAAAGAGAUGCCAACCCAAAGUAGUACAAGGACAAGUAUCCAUAAUUUGUGAUUUCAUUUUACCCAAGGAACUACAGGGCGAAAAACUAGAUUUCACCUUGAUAUGCGAUGCGCAAGAUAUUUCCUAUCAAUUUAGCUAUGUGCUCAUUAAGUAA
This is a messenger RNA of Lachancea mirantina, 5964 nucleotides long. The record is from the annotation of a GenBank genome assembly. Lineage: Eukaryota; Fungi; Ascomycota; Saccharomycetes; Saccharomycetales; Saccharomycetaceae.